This is a messenger RNA of Malassezia sympodialis ATCC 42132, 1347 nucleotides long. RefSeq lists its product as uncharacterized. Gene Ontology annotation, molecular function: GTP binding; GTPase activity; translation initiation factor activity. NCBI's taxonomy places the organism in Eukaryota, Fungi, Basidiomycota, Malasseziomycetes, Malasseziales, Malasseziaceae. The record is from RefSeq and is a predicted model, not a curated record. The transcript has 2 exons. The coding region runs from base 1 to 1347 and encodes 448 amino acids. Gene Ontology annotation, cellular component: eukaryotic translation initiation factor 2 complex; cytosol. Gene Ontology annotation, biological process: formation of translation preinitiation complex.
AUGACGGAGGCGGUGGACCAGCUGGCAGACCGCGUCGGCGGUCUGCAGAUUGGAAGACUCACAGCAGGCACGAUUGGGCACGUAGCGCACGGCAAGUCGACGGUGGUGAAGGCGAUUUCGGGUGUGCAGACGGUCCGUUUCAAGAAUGAGCUGGUGCGAAACAUUACGAUCAAGCUUGGCUAUGCGAAUGCCAAGAUCUACAAGUGCCAGAACGAGAAGUGCCCCCGUCCGCAGUGCUACCACAGCUACCCGUCGAGCAAGGAGGAGCACCCGCCGUGCCCGGUGCCGGGGUGCAGCUCGAAGAUGGAGCUGCUGCGCCACGUCUCGUUCGUCGACUGCCCUGGCCACGAUAUUCUGAUGGCGACCAUGCUGAACGGUGCGGCGGUCAUGGACGCGGCGCUCCUGCUGAUUGCCGGCAACGAGCCGUGUCCGCAGCCGCAGACGUCGGAGCACCUGGCGGCUGUCGAGAUUAUGAAGCUGCAGCACAUCAUCAUCCUGCAGAACAAGGUCGACCUGAUCCGCGAGCAGGCGGCCGAGGAGCACUGGCAGAGCAUUGUGAACUUCGUCAAGGGCACGGUGGCCGAUGGCGCGCCGAUCGUGCCGAUCUCUGCGCAGCUGCAGUACAACAUCGACGCGGUGAACGAGUACAUUGUGAAGCGCGUGCCGGUGCCGGUGCGCGACUUUACCGCGACGCCGCGCCUGAUUGUCAUCCGCUCGUUCGACGUGAACAAGCCCGGCGCGGAGAUUGACGAGCUCAAGGGCGGCGUGGCCGGUGGCUCGAUUCUCUCGGGCGUGCUGCGCCUCGGCCAGGAGAUCGAGGUGCGCCCUGGUAUUGUCACGAAGGACACGGAGGGCAAGAUCCACUGCCGCCCCAUCUACUCGCGCAUCGUGUCGCUGCUCGCCGAGCAGAACGAGCUGCAGUUCGCCGUGCCCGGUGGUCUGAUCGGUGUCGGUACCAAGAUCGACCCGACGCUGUGCCGGGCAGACCGCCUCGUCGGCCAGGUGCUCGGCGAGGUCGGCCAGCUGCCGGCCAUCUACACAGAGCUGGAGAUCAACUACUUCCUGCUCCGCCGCCUGCUCGGUGUCAAGUCAGACGACAAGAAGCAGACCAAGGUGCAGAAGCUCGCGAAGAACGAGGUGCUCAUGGUCAACAUUGGCUCCACCUCGACCGGCGGGCGCGUCAUGAGCGUCAAGGCCGACCUGGCCAAGAUCUUCCUCACCUCGCCGGCCUGCACAGAGGUCGGCGAAAAAAUUGCCCUCUCACGGCGUAUCGACAAGCACUGGCGCCUCGUCGGCUGGGGCAGUGUGCGCCGCGGCACACAGCUCGAGGUCGAGGGCGCCGCGUAG